This is a messenger RNA of Branchiostoma floridae (Florida lancelet), 833 nucleotides long. RefSeq lists its product as uncharacterized. The record is from RefSeq and is a predicted model, not a curated record. NCBI's taxonomy places the organism in Eukaryota, Metazoa, Chordata, Leptocardii, Amphioxiformes, Branchiostomatidae. Bases 150 to 833 code for a protein of 227 amino acids. The transcript has 2 exons.
GCCACGUCUAAAAUAGAAUGUCUUUGGAACGCUAUUUGUUUUCUUACGUAUCAAUGCGCGAUGCAUAGUAACGCCGUUGCUAAGGGCGCCAGUUUUCCCGCCGCCAGCGAGAUGAAAUUUCAUCCGAGUUGACAGCUGAUUGCAUCACGAUGUACGGCCUUUCGGCGAAAAUGGCGAUCAUCCUUGCAUUCAGUGACUCUAUCUGUAAGUAUGUCUCUAACCACGCCACCUUCUCUUCUGACAUUUUGUUUUCCCUUAAUGCGCACCCUGGAGCCUCAGUAUAUGAUUUGACUUCUGACAUCUCUCGUCACCCUUUUGUUGAGCCUGACCUUGUGUUCGUGCAUGUGGGGACUAACUGUCUUCCCAUGCACCGUCCACUCAGCCGGACUCUUGAUGAUUUCAGUUUCCUUAUUUCUGUUACCAAGUCUCGCUUCCCGUCAGCCUCUGUUGUCAUCUCUAGCAUCCUGCCUAGGUUUGACUCUGAGGUCUAUGACAGGAGGCGGUCUGAGUUAAACUCUCAUUUGCUUCACCUAUGUUCUCGCCAGGGUGUGUUUUUCCUUGACAAUGGUAGCCGGGCUCGCCGGGCCAUGUUUUCUGUUGAUGGUUUACAUUUGAGUAGAGCAGGGAACAUCAGCUAUGCCAAGUAUCUUUCUUUUUCUUUGAGCCACUACCUGCAGCUGCACCGUCGCAACUGCCAGCAUCGCUUUACGUUGAGGGGUGAGGAGUGGCCUGGGUUGGGGACGGAUGGAGGAAGUGGAAGAAGGACAAGGAGCAUCCAGGAGAGGAGCAGAAGUCAGGGGAGUACCAGGGACAGGUGGAGUGGGCUAGGGUAG